GAUCUUUAGGAGUUUCUUUGAUUCAUUGUUCUUAGAAAUGAAAAUAGGUGAAGAAGAAAGGCAGAUUUUUCAGGGUAUGAAUUUGAAGAAAGCAGAAUCUGAAUCCGAAGGCGCUCGGAUGAACAAAUGUGAUGUAUUCAUGAAGAAUGGUGACUCAGUGAUCUCCACUGGAUCCUUUCCGGAAGAUUCAGAAAACUCCAUUUCUUCAUUGUCUUCAUCGGACAUGGUUGAGGAUGAAUCCUCUGCAACAUGUUCUUCUUCAUCAUCAUCCUCAAAUGGGCCUCUGUAUGAAUUAUCAGAGCUCAUGAAUCAACUCCCCAUCAAGAGGGGUCUCUCCAAGUUUUAUCAAGGAAAGUCUCAGUCUUUUACGUCGCUGGCGAGUGUGAAGAGCGUAGAAGAUCUUGCAAAGAAAGGAAUUAAUCCUUAUAACUGCAGAAUGAAAAUAAAGUCAACCAAGAGUUUUGGGUGGGGGUUGGAGGGUCAGAAUGGUCUUAGGGCUAAGGGUACCAUAUCAAAGAAGGGCUUCAGUUCCAGAGGUUGUUUCUCGUCCUCUUUAGGUAAGAUAUAAAAGAGUUCGCUGAAUGCAAGGUUGCAAACCUCUUCCAUUUCCAUUAUGAUUUUUUAUUACAGAUUUUGCAGGGUUUAUUGUUCAUCAGGAUAACCCACCUCCCCUCCUCUUAGUUAUUUUGAAGUAAUAGGAUUUGAUUUUUCCAAGAAAGAAAAAUUAUUUGCCCUGUGUCUUGGUCUUAUUGUUAAUGUCACUUUUCCAAAUGGGCAUUUAACAAACUAUUAAUGCCAUC
Rubroshorea leprosula is the source of this 800-nucleotide messenger RNA. Lineage: Eukaryota; Viridiplantae; Streptophyta; Magnoliopsida; Malvales; Dipterocarpaceae. The record is from the annotation of a GenBank genome assembly.